This is a messenger RNA of Tachysurus vachellii, 5525 nucleotides long. RefSeq names its product protein phosphatase 1, regulatory subunit 37 (gene ppp1r37). The coding region runs from base 1034 to 4054 and encodes 1006 amino acids. Lineage: Eukaryota; Metazoa; Chordata; Actinopteri; Siluriformes; Bagridae. Gene Ontology annotation, molecular function: protein binding. The transcript is spliced from 13 exons. The record is from RefSeq and is a predicted model, not a curated record.
CCUAUGUAGUGAGGGCGCGUGUAUUCGAGACGCCUCGCUGGACCCGAGUAAGCAGGACAGGUAGAAUUUGUUGUGUCCGUGUCGUUAGCUUGUGUUCCGUUUGUGAGCUGAAACAGAUAUUGAAGCUAGUUUUCCUCCUAAAUGAAGGGAAUUUUUGUGGUAGUGUUUAUUAGUGUUUGUUUGUGUUUGUUAGUGUUUAAAAAGGUCGUGAUUAGAGUCGCGGUUUGUUACUGAGUCACAGGAGCUAACAGGCUAUAAACGUUAGCAGCUCUGCUGAGGGACGACCUUUUUAUACCGCCCGUGUUUUUCUGUCCGAUCCGCGACAUUCAGAUCGGACAUCAGAUCGGACAUCACAGUGCAGCUUUAUAAAGACUUUAUAGUGACGGAAUCUGUGUGGGUUUGUUACAGCAGCGCUUUGGGCCUGAAUCAGUGUUCACUAGUUUAAUGUUGUGCACUGAGGAGCAGCUCAUAAUGUCGCACUGACACCAGAUCAGUUCAUCUGAUUACUCACUAAUGUUUAGUUUGUGUGUUUAUACAGAGAUAAACAUGACGUUGGCAUAAAGUUACACGUCCCGCUGGUUGGUAGUUAGAUUAUUAAAUAUUAUUGUUAUUAUUGAAAUGUCCAAAUACUACUGAGUUUAUGUGACAUUGUGUGUGUUAACAUCCAGACACUCACACACACACACACACACACACACACACAGCAAUAAUCUGGGGCAGUGACGUCACAUCAGGGAGGUUUCAGCACUUUAUAAGUCAAAUAAAUAAAUAUCUAAAUCAUCUUGUGUUCCAGACAAAGAUCUGAGAGCGUGUGUGUGAUGAGACUGAAUGUUAACAGAAUGAAGGUGACUGCAGGAUUUGCACCGUGUUGUUAGGCUUUGUGUUUGGAGCCCUGAGAUGUUGCACUCGUCCAUCAGCCUGUAAAGUUUCCCUCUAGCUGAGAGACUCGAGUGUGUAAUAUUAGUUAUUAGAGUUAGAAAGUAGUCGGUGGUGUGGAGUCGGUGCCGUGCUGCGGCCUUCAUGACAUGAGAAGAUGAACGUAGAGAAUCAAGCACUAGAUUUAUGCAAAGCCAGAAUGAAAGCGUCUGAUGAUGACCACAGCUCAGCGUUCAUCUCAGAGGAACUCGUCCUCCACAAUAGCAUCAAGUUCAUAGACAAGGAUGCGGAAGGUCCGGACUCGGGACACGAGGAUAAGAGCGAUAAAGAAGAACUGCUGAAGAACAAUGGAACCUUCCUUUCAGUGCCAUCUCACAUUCCUGAGGAAAGUAGCACGCAGGAAACGGAAUCCAGUUUUUCCGUCAGAAGUGUGAAUGACGACGAGGACAUGGACAUCGGUGUGGAUUUGAGCUUGGAUGAGAGUGGAGUUUUGGAGUCCGACCCGGUGACUGUGCUGGUGGGGAGCCACAGUGCAGCUUCAGUAGUGUCUGAAAGGGAUAAGGAUCGGGGCGAGACUUUAGAAGCCGAUCCCUCGAGUUCGACCGACGCGGAGGUUUCGUCCCCGUCACUGUCCUCGGAUCAGCAGGAGGGAGCUGAACCCAAACCCGGGGGCAAGAGGGUCACAUUUCCUCCAGAUAAGGACAUUGUGUCUGGAUCAGUGGAACCAAAGGACCCAUGGAGACAUGCUCAGAAUGUGACAGUUGAGGAGAUCCUGAAUGCCUACAGACAAUCCUGCCAGAAACUCAACUGUAAACCAAUCCCUAAAGUGCUCAAACAGAUUCAGGAGUUGACAGACCUGACUCAGCGAAACGACUGCCUGGAUCUGAAAGGAGAGAAGUUGGACUACCGGGCUUGUGAGUCUCUGGAGGAGAUUUUUAAGCGAGUUCAGUUUAAAGUUGUGGAUCUCGAACAGACAAAUCUGGAUGAAGAUGGGGCGUCUGCGUUAUUUGAUAUGAUUGAGUAUUACGAGUCUGCUACACACCUCAACAUUUCCUUUAACAAGCACAUGGGCACUCGAGGCUGGCAGGCUGCUUCCCACAUGAUGAGGAAGACGAGCUCUCUGCAGUACCUGGAUGCGAGGUGCACUCCACUGCUGGAUCAUUCGGCUCCGUUCGUGGCUCGAGCUCUGAGGAUCAGCGGCAGUCUGACGGUUCUGCACCUUGAGAACGCCGGACUGUCGGGACGUCCACUGAUGCUGCUGGCUACAGCUCUGAAGAUGAACAUGAACCUGCGUGAACUUUACCUGGCUGAUAAUAAACUGAACGGGCUGCAGGACUCAGCACAGCUGGGAAACCUGCUCAAGUUUAACUACAACAUCCACAUCCUCGACCUGAGGAACAACCACAUCCUAGACUCAGGUUUGGCGUAUAUCUGUGAGGGUCUGAAGGAACAGAGGAAAGGUCUGGUCACUCUGGUGCUCUGGAACAACCAACUCACACACAACGGCAUGGGCUACCUUGCUUCUGCACUGCCAUGUACACAGAGUUUGGAGACUCUGAAUCUUGGACACAAUGCAGUUGGGAACGAGGGAGUGCUGAAACUGAAGGAUGGACUGAUUGCGAACCGAUCUCUGCUGCGCCUCGGCCUCGCCUCCACCAAACUGUCAUGUGAAGGUGCCGUGGCCGUGGCCGAGUUUUUCGCUGAGAGUCCUCGACUGCUGCGACUGGACCUGCGGGAGAAUGAGAUAAAGACCGGAGGACUGAUGGCUCUGUCCCUCGCUCUAAAGGUGAACACCUCACUGCUCCGACUCGACCUGGACCGAGAACCCAAGAAAGAAACGGUGAAGAGCUUUAUUGAGACACAGCGCACCCUGCUGACUGAAAUCCAGAAUGGCUGCAAGCGUAACUUCAUCCUUGCUAAAGAGAAAGAAGAAUCUCAGCAGCAGAUGAGGCAGUCUGUGUCCAUGGCUGAAAUCGCCACUGAGGACCCACCUCCUGAGGAAGAGGAGGACGCUGGAGGUCAAGUCUCAGAGGGAGAGAAGACCAAACAUGAGGAGAACACGCAGGAAGUGGAGGAGAGCGAGCAGCCGUGCAAAGUCAGAGAGGAUGAAGAACAAACAUCAGCCACUCAGGACGACUCCGAUUCUGAUACUGACACUGACGAUGAUGAGAACGAAGAUGCGACAGUGACACAAGCAGCUGCACAGACAUCAACCCUGAACCAAACCCCACCCUCUGAAAACACCACCCUUAGUGCUUGUAAGACUCCACCCAUUAAUAUUCCUACCUCCACCCCUAAGACAGUAAACAUGAUGUCGGGGGUCAGAGUGACGGAAGCGAACGUGUCGAGUGGAACACCAUCUUCACCCGGACGCUGCAUCUCCGUGUCCAGCCCAGGCAGAGGACACAAAAUCUUCAUGGUGACACGUGUGGAAAGUCCUCCUGAACAGCAGGAGCAACAGCAGCAGAGCGACCUACUGAAGCAUGUUCAGGAGAAUAAAACACCAUUGUCACAAGUGCAGCCAGUCGCUCAGGACCUGCAGAGUGCAGACAGGACCACUUCGGCUCAGGAGACAUCUGAGGAACCUUCACAAAUAUCAACAGAGCCUAAACCAGGAGAAACAGGACCAUUAGUGAGCACCACAGAGGCACAACCUUCUACACACAGCCAGACACAACAGGAGCUGAAUCCCAGCACAGAACUGGAAAAGGAAACCACAAUAGAGGAGAUUGUGCACACUGAGCAUGCUCAGAUUCAUCACACAGCCCCUGCAGAGCCUGAGGAACUAAAACAUGCUGAAGACAUAGACAAGGAACCAAACAGCAGUGAUCCCACUGGGGAGUUACAGAAGGAAUCCACAGAACAUCUCGACGCACAAACACCAAACGAUGACCAACAGCUGGAUAAAGACGUCUCGCUGGAACAGGACUUGAAAACAUUAAACAGCUUUUCCUCAGCAGACGAGGUGGAAAGUCUCGACACAGCGCCACCACCAGGCACCACACUGCCGAACGGCCUGAAGCCUGAGUUCUCACUGCACCUGCUGGAGCCCGAGGCACAUAAAGCGGCCUGCUGCGUCAUGGAGCACAUGAGUGUGACAGCAGAGCUGAGCUGUGGUCAGGAUCUGGAGGAGCUUCUGCUGGACGCCAGUUUGGAUGCAAGCAGAGACGCACCUUAGUGCUGCAGUGACGGACUGAACCAUAUGCGGAGAUGCCGGGGGUGUGUUAGUGGUCUGUGAACAUGGCUGAGCCCAAAGUCUCGCUCUGGUCCUUCCACGACUCCUGAACUCUGACCCCGAGCUCUUCUUCUAGAUGGUUUAAUGUCAUUAAGCAGUUCAGAUGAACAGCUGGAUCACUGAUCAUCACUCACUCAUGAGACAUCGUCACUACACAAACAAACACAAUCAACACUUUCUUUUUCUUUAACUGACUCUGAUGAACAGAAAAUAUUACACUUCUCUGUCCCUGCAUUCCUACAGAAGAUUAAGUGCCCCAGGGCCUGGCACAAACCAAAGACACACACACACACACACACACACACACACACACACUGUGCUGUGCUCACCACUGCCCCCAUGUGGACAAUGAUCAACAUCACUGCAGCGGGAGGGCGGAGUCACACAGUCUGAAUCUUUAAGACUUCAAUGUCAAUUUAACGACUGAUUACAUAAAUGACAGAACAGACAUAAAGUGUGUGUGUGUGUGUGUGUGAGUGAAAGAGAGAGAGAGAUUUUAUUUGUUCCUGCCCCACCUCCACCCCCUUGUGUAUUCUAAUCUUCUGGAGCUCAUUUUUGGACUCUUCCUAAGUGAAUGUUAUAAAUCUGGGAUGUGAGGAGUCUCUUCUGCUUUUGCUGCUUUUCUUCUUGUCACUCAUUUUAUUCCUCACAUAAAGAAUCGACACUAAAGCACUCGGACAGAACGGUGUGUGUGUGUCACUCUUCCUGUGUCUCUUCCUGCCUUUCAGUUCAUCACCUUGCCUUUAACUCUCCUCUUUAAUUUUGCUGCUUUCAGAAAUCAUUUAUUUUUUAUUUAUUUUAUUAAAUUGUUUUGUUUCGUUUUUUUCCACCGAGUGAUUCCUGUUUCUCUCUUUUCCCCCUUCAGUCUUUUAUUAUUUGUUACUGAGGGAUUUGGUUUUUAAAGAGUUUCCUCCCGUACUGGUGUAUAUUUUCAGAUUAUAUAAAGAGCAAUUCUACUUUUUUUAGGAUUAGGGAGAUUAUAUGUUGAUUAUAUGUGUGUAUAAAAUCGGGAAUGGAAAGUAAACACUGUUUUGGGGAAAUGAGAAAAGAAUAAAUCCAACACUAUUGUACUGUGUGCUGACACUACAGCUGCAGCCAGCAGGGGGAGCCAGAGACACACACACACACACACACACACACACACACACAUAAUGUACAUCACUGUACAUCACUGAUGAUGUAGUUUUUAAUUUAUUCCAGUCUCUGGCCUCUGAUUGGCCCUCAGCCUUUAGCACUUUGCUGAACAUCCACAUCGUCGCUCUUCCCUGUGCUUCACCUCGAACCAUCAACGUUUAUAAUACUUCAUUUUUAAAUUUUUAUCAGACCUGUUCAAUGACUCGUGUUGGUGACCACAGUGAGAUGUGUGUGUGGCCAUUUUUGUUUGUUUCUCAAUCAAAUAAAUGCAUGUAAUGAA